Candoia aspera is the source of this 2029-nucleotide messenger RNA. It is a transcript of the gene UBE2G1, whose product is annotated as ubiquitin conjugating enzyme E2 G1. Gene Ontology annotation, molecular function: ubiquitin conjugating enzyme activity. Gene Ontology annotation, biological process: ubiquitin-dependent protein catabolic process; protein polyubiquitination. Lineage: Eukaryota; Metazoa; Chordata; Lepidosauria; Squamata; Candoiidae. The transcript is spliced from 6 exons. The coding region runs from base 421 to 933 and encodes 170 amino acids. The record is from RefSeq and is a predicted model, not a curated record.
GAGGAGAAAGAGAGGGGGGGAAGAGAAAAGAAAGCUGGGGGGAAGGUGUCUGAGCGGCAGACGCGGGGCGAGCGGCAGCGUUGAGCGCCCCCCGCGCGCUCUCCCCCCCACACUUGGUCUGACGCCGCUCCCGAAUCCCCUCAGAGUAGUUUCUCCUCGCUCUUCCCCCUCCCCCUCAUCCCCCUCCCUCCCCCCGAGGCGGAGGGACUCGCGGCGCUGCUGUGGCGGCGGCGCCGGCGCUGGCGCUGAGAGGACGGGCGGGCGGGCAGGCAGGCCCCCGGCGGCGGGGUCGGCGAGAGCGGGGAGGGACGAGAGCUCGCCGGCUGGCUGGCUCGAGCCCGGCAGUCGUAGGAGCGGGAGGAUUAGGAGCAGCAGCUGCGCCGCCGCCGCAGACUCCCUCCCCGGGCACCGGCGGGGAGAAUGACGGAGCUCCAGUCCGCGCUGCUACUGCGGAGACAGCUGGCAGAGCUCAACAAAAACCCAGUGGAAGGCUUUUCAGCAGGUUUAAUAGAUGACAAUGAUCUCUAUCGAUGGGAAGUUCUCAUUAUUGGGCCUCCAGAUACACUCUACGAAGGCGGUGUCUUCAAGGCUCAUCUUACUUUCCCAAAAGACUAUCCUCUCAGGCCGCCAAAAAUGAAAUUUAUCACAGAAAUAUGGCAUCCAAAUGUUGACAAAAAUGGUGAUGUCUGUAUUUCCAUCCUUCAUGAACCUGGUGAAGACAAGUAUGGCUAUGAGAAACCUGAAGAACGCUGGCUUCCCAUUCAUACAGUGGAAACCAUAAUGAUUAGUGUAAUUUCUAUGCUGGCAGAUCCCAACGGCGAUUCUCCUGCUAACGUUGAUGCAGCGAAAGAAUGGAGGGAAGAUAGAAAUGGAGAAUUUAAAAGAAAAGUUGCCCGCUGUGUAAGAAAAAGCCAAGAAACUGCUUUUGAGUGACACUUAAUUCAGUUAGUAGCUUCACUUUUUUCAGGGUUUCCAAUUGAGGAAUAUGGCACUGUUUUUCCUGCACUCUACCCACCUAUUGCUGGACUUCUGUUUAUACCAAGUUGGCAGACACUGGCAGGAACUGGGCUGCAAUAAAACAUGGCAGUUAUUAAUGCUGACAAGGAGUCUAACAAGUGCCAACAAAGAUUUGUGCAUUUUGAAAACUAAUGGAACUGCUUUAACCUUCAGGAAGAAUUGUAAAGAUGUGUACAUAGCACAACAUGAUCCGGAUAAUAUAUAUACUGUUCAUGUACAUCCACAAAUACACAUUGUACCAAAUAAUGCUGUCCUGUAGUUAGAAUAAGAAUCGUGUAAAUUCUAAAGAUUUUUAGCAGGUUCUUUUCUUCUCCACUCCAAUUCAUGGGGUUCUUUUCUUAUGAGUCUUUAAAAUUUCUCAUGAAGCAUGUUGGACUAAAACAAAUUAGGAUUAAAAAAAUUCCAUUUUAACUUUUCUUUUCAGCCAUUAAAGCUUCAUUAAAAAUCUCACUUUAAUAAAAAAUUUAAUACCUUCGUAACUUCCUUCCCCUCAACUUUUUUUGGGAGUACAUUAAUAAAACAUUGAGAUCUGUUAUUUGAUUCUAAUGAUGACUUGAGCAUUGUCAUUGGGUGAUGCAUUUAUUCCCCUUAUGUUUUUACCUAGCUGCGCUCAUCUUUUGGCUUGGAUGCAGCAAUAAGAUUUACAGCCAUGGAUUACGCUUGAGCCUACUAGUUGUUCCCAAAAGGGCUGAGAGCAUUUGCUUUGAAAGCGGUCAACUAUGUAAGUUUGCCCAAUAUAGGUUGAACCGCUUUUUUAUUUCUUGCCUGAUUUGAAGUUGGAUAAAUAAAAGCAUGCAGAGCUAUAGACUUCAAGUGAGUUCUGGUUUUGCUAUCAUAUACUCUCCCCAUCUCCCCUCUUCUUUUUCCUCCUCCUUUUUGCAUUCUGAUCCCAUACAGAUUUUUCUCACUUAAUGUAUAAAGAGAAAUUGCAAUGUAUAUUUUCAUGUAACUUGAUUUUGGAAUUCUGUCACCUUCUGUAGUGAGUUCUUCCAAAAUAUAAAUUUUUCCAAUA